Tupaia belangeri chinensis (Chinese tree shrew) is the source of this 954-nucleotide messenger RNA. RefSeq names its product olfactory receptor 5M8. Gene Ontology annotation, molecular function: olfactory receptor activity; G protein-coupled receptor activity. The record is from RefSeq and is a predicted model, not a curated record. Bases 16 to 954 code for a protein of 312 amino acids. Gene Ontology annotation, cellular component: membrane. Gene Ontology annotation, biological process: G protein-coupled receptor signaling pathway. NCBI's taxonomy places the organism in Eukaryota, Metazoa, Chordata, Mammalia, Scandentia, Tupaiidae. The transcript has a single exon.
CCACCGAAGGUAGUUAUGAGAGGAAACUUUACCACAGUGACUGAGUUCAUUCUCCUGGGACUGACCAAUCGUCUAGAAUUACAGAUUCUCUUCUUUGUGCUGUUCCUGGCCAUUUACAUGGUCACAGUGGUGGGGAACCUUGGCAUGAUCGUACUCAUCCAGGUCAAUGCCCGGCUCCACACACCCAUGUACUUUUUCCUGAGCCACUUGUCCUUUGCGGAUCUCUGCUUCUCUUCCAAUGUGACUCCAAAGAUGCUGGAGCUCUUCCUUUCAGAGAAGAAAACCAUUUCCUAUCCUGCUUGUCUGCUGCAGUGUUACCUCUUCAUUGCCUUGGUCCACGUUGAAAUCUACAUCCUGGCUGUGAUGGCCUUUGAUCGGUACAUGGCCAUCUGCAACCCUCUGCUCUAUGGCAGCAAGAUGUCCAAGAGCGUGUGCACAUCACUCAUCACGGUGCCUUACGUGUACGGUGCGCUCACUGGACUGAUGGAAACCAUAUGGACCUACAACCUGGCCUUCUGUGGCUCCAAUGAAAUCAACCACUUCUACUGUGCUGACCCACCACUGAUUAAGCUGGCUUGUUCAGACACCUACAACAAAGAGUUGUCAAUGUUUGUUGUGGCUGGUUUCAACUUCUCUUAUUCUCUCCUUAUUAUCCUUAUUUCCUAUAUCUACAUAUUUCCAGCCACCUUAAGGAUCAGCUCUGCAGAAGGCAGACGCAAAGCUUUCUCUACGUGUGGCUCCCAUCUGACAGCUGUCACCAUAUUCUAUGCUGCUCUCUUCUUCAUGUAUCUCAGACCCCCCUCAGAAGAGUCCGUGGAGCAGGGGAAGAUGGUGGCUGUGUUCUAUACCACCGUGAUCCCCAUGCUCAACCCCAUGAUCUACAGUCUGAGGAACAAGGAUGUGAAAGAGGCAUUAGCCAAAGAACUGUUUAGAAGGAAAUUACUUUCUAAAUAA